Molecule: messenger RNA, 654 nt
Organism: Populus euphratica (Euphrates poplar)
Lineage: Eukaryota; Viridiplantae; Streptophyta; Magnoliopsida; Malpighiales; Salicaceae
Product: Calcium-binding EF hand family protein
Exons: 1
Coding region: 174-566 (130 amino acids)
Molecular function (GO): calcium ion binding
Source: RefSeq, a predicted model, not a curated record
CUAAUUAUAGAAACUGGUAAUAAUCAAUGGACUAAAUAUUGCACGUACUUCAACAGCCAUGCCUCUAAAAAGAAGCCUCAUCAACCAUUACAAUCUAACCCCCGCUGGGCAUGCAGAUUGUAUAUAAAUACAGAUUAAUCAAUUCUUGAGAAAGAAAACACAGAUUCAAGAAAAUGAGUUUAGCUGUCGUCAACGAGACAACCGUGACAACAUUCGUCGAAGACAUGAAGGCAUUCGAGAACUGUGUCAAGGAAUGUUUCGAGAUGCUUGAUGUAGAUGGGGACGGGGUGCUUUCACGAUCUGAGCUUCGCGAGGGAUUUUGUAAACUUAUGUCAUUAGGGCAUGAAUCCAGCAAGAAAGAGAAGAUUGACCAUCUUUUCGAUACCAUUUUCGAUAGGUUUGACGAGGAUCAAAAUGGGAGUAUCGAUCCUCAUGAGUUCAAGUGCUUGAUUAGGGAGCUCAUGUCUGCAAUGGGACGUGGGUUUGGUAAUUCUCCAGUUCUGGUGGCUCUUGAAAUAGAUAGCUUGCUUAUGAAGGCUGUGGAGCAUGAAGUUGGCCAGAUAUGAUCAAAAGAAGAAGGGUUCUUCAAGUUUGGCACAUGGAAUUGCUUCCACGCCAUUGAUUACGUGUAAUAUCUAACAGCAUGAAACGCUG